Messenger RNA from Acanthoscelides obtectus, 2068 nucleotides. The record is from the annotation of a GenBank genome assembly. Lineage: Eukaryota; Metazoa; Arthropoda; Insecta; Coleoptera; Chrysomelidae.
AUGUCGAUAAUGUCCAUGUACCUUACUCCUAACUAUCCAGGAGUUUCAAAGAAGUGCACAAAUUUUGUUGAAAUUAAUCCAGGCAUGUGUGUCAAUUUCUGCUACGUAGAAGGCGGUAAAAAAAUUGCAAUAAUAAAACAAUAUAUAGGUAUUGACUCUUAACAGCCUUCUUAAUUAUCUGAAAUCCACCAGCCGUAUCAGUUUUAAUUGUUCUCAAAAAUGACACUCACAAAUUCCGCAGAAGGGCUAGAAACAUUUCUAAAUCGAAAGUGAUUUUGUGAAACAUCGAAUUUAAGGCAAAAUGCAUCUUACAUUACAUCCGCAUUCUAAAAACAUGGUGUACAAUAUUGCAAGUAUCAAAUGUAUACAUCAAAGGCCUAAAGAAAAAGCUAAUAAUCAAAGUAGCAUAUUUAUGCAGCGAGUAGAAUCGAACAUAAAGCAUUAUAUCUCAUAACCCAUAACAAUGACCAAUGUGAUAAAUGCAUGGAUAAACGCAAACGAAACACAAUUCGAUUCUACAACGAAAACCUAUGGUGACUUGAUCGCUAUGCCAAACUAAUUGUAGUUGUAUUUUAUAAUAGGAAAUGUAAUCACUAAAUGUCACUACUUCUUCAUUAUUCACUAUCAUAAGGUUAUGUUUUUGUAGGUAUAUAUCUAGCUAGGUGUCAUGAGUAGAAACAUAUAGGCCAAUAAUUGUAUCCACAUCUGUUAUCUACAGAUCCUUCGUGUUUAUGAAACUAGUUUUACUUUCGCCCUGGUCCACAAACAACCGUGCUAGAUGGAAGAAGACAAACAAAGCAAUAGAGGAUUACAAAAGUAAUUUGACUUUCUUAGAAAAUUCCCUUCGAUUGUGAAAGUUUGUUUUAUUGUAUUUGUAAUGGAUGGAAAUAAAAAUUGUGUGAGAUCCAGGAAUGGUAUGAUAAUUUCUAUCUAGUCAAAUAUGACCACAAAUCAAAACAUUUAUGGUGUAUGUAAGUUCAACAAAUACCAUAAGAAAAAUAAAAAACCGGACAGUCCUUUUCACGUAAUUCAAGAAGUUAAUCUCUAACUGUUUUUUUUUUGAGAGGCCAUUUUAGAAGAAAUUGGUGAACUACUUUCAUAAAAGUGAAGGCCUAUGUAUUCACCAAGAACCCAACAUUGUUGUUUUCUAAAAAGGCUGAUUUCACCGCUAGGUCAACUUUUUAGACUUUUAUACGACGUUCACAUCAGUUGUUCCAAAUAAUUGUUCAAGAUGGAAUGAUUUUUAUUACAUUUUUUAUCAUUUCAUCUGAAUCACUUGGACAACUACGAUGAAUAAUAUUCAUAGAUAUGUUCUGAUCCGCUCGGAAUUCCAAAACAAGGUGUAUGAUACUCAUGAAUAAUUAUGAGCUAUCAAAACGUUUUCGAAUACUGCUCCGCCAAAUUAACCAGUGGAUCAAUAUGUAAAUAAACUUUAGGCAAGAUUACCUUGAUAAUCAAAUACUCUGUGUGCGUGCUAUGUAAUGAAGUUUGAGAUUUUUUUAAUAUCAGUUUUCAGUAUAUUUGGAUUGAUAGUGGAUGAAUUCUAACACCAACCGUUGAAGAUCAUAAUGGUGACAAAAAACUUAUUUAUUAUAUCGUUUGACCCACUCUCGACCAUUCACUAUAAGUCCUUUUGUAAAGGAAAACAAAUUAAUUCGAUAUUGAAUUUCGUUAGCUUUAAUUGUUUGAAGCAUUGUAUGUUCAAAACUAUAAUCCAUGUUAUGUAGAGACAGAAUAUAUUAGGUGAAUUACUGAUUAUCAAUAUAAGUAUUAAAGUACAAUGUUUAUUUAAAGGACCAAAAUAAAUAACUAUUUGCUAUAUUAUAUGUUAUGUUAAGCAUGUUACAUUUGUUAGUUAUAUGCUCCAUAUUACUUUAUUUAUACCUACUUGAAAUAUUUUUAAAAUAGUCGCAUAAUCUAUAAGUGAAUAUAUGUGUAAAAUUAUUUAAAUAGAUUUUAACCAAUGUAUUCCAGUUAUUUUUACUUUUACCAAAAAAAACGGAAGGAAAUACGCCCCACCACUGUACAUUGUACGAUUUAUGAGUUUAAAUAAAUGUAUUCCAGUUGU